Molecule: messenger RNA, 987 nt
Organism: Pyrenophora tritici-repentis Pt-1C-BFP
Lineage: Eukaryota; Fungi; Ascomycota; Dothideomycetes; Pleosporales; Pleosporaceae
Source: RefSeq, a predicted model, not a curated record
AUGACGACUACCAUCGGCCUACCAUACGAUGACCUCCGGCCCCAUGUCGUGAGGCCCAAGAGGUCUUUCCUCCAGAGGCUCAACGAAACCCAUGAACAGCUCAUUUCUCACAUGCGAUCGUUGAAGGUGGAGGAACCGACAUUAUCAACCAAACACCAUGGACCUUCCAUGGAACGUAUGCGCACAAUGUCGACCGUAUCGCUUACAUCGACUUCGGGCUCAGAACGCGAAUACUUCCAAAGCACCGAUUCGGAGAGUGAAAGCCCCAUGUCCAGCGGCUUCCUGUCCCCACCACUUUCACCAGCCGACGGUAGCUCCUUUCCAAUUCACCAGUAUCUCUCGCCAAAGGACCGGAAAAGCAGCCACGAGUACAUCAAAGGCAUGCAAAGCUACGUGAACCGGAAACAAGCCACAUACGAAUCAAUGGUCCAGCGAAGUCUCCCCAUCUCCCCGCCACAGACGCCUCCCCUGGACUCUGCGAGCUCGCUCAAGAGCGCAAAGAGUGAAAUGUCCGACGAGCAGAUUGACGACUGGCUCGACCGGCCCAUGGACGCAGAGUUGCACCGAUUCCAGAAGCUUUCAGCCUCUGGAUCCGAAUACUCGACUGAUUCGGAAGAUGAUGAGAACAAGAUUCACGUCAUUGUGGAGCAACCAGACGAGGAAGACAAUGCCGCACACGAAGAACGACUAGCGAAUUCCGCUCGCUGGCGUGAGACGUGGUGCAUGCAAAAGGCGCCUGAAUGUGGAAGUACUGCAAGUCUGCCUUACAAAGUCAAUGACGCGGUGUCAGGUGAUGUUUGGGCCAAAGAAGCAGAGGCAGAGGCAGAGGCAGAGGCGGAAGAAGAGAGUGUCGAGUCCAAGUUGCUGUUGCUGCCGAUCGGUAUCCUAGAAACCGUUGCGUCUCAUCUACAAAAAGAAGAUGUACGCUCGGUCCGACUUAGCUGCACGAAGCUCAACAGCCUACUUGCAGCACCCCUGUCGACAUGA